UUGUCAAACCGUGAAAUAAAUUAUUUCGGAAACGGAUGAUGCGUUGUAGACAUCUAAAUUGCGAGAGUCUAUUCAUAAAUACAUCUCAUGACUUGAAGUGCAGCUUUUGAACUUUAAUCAGCACAGAGUGACGGGAGAAUGCUGACCAUUCAAUGAUUACGCCAGCAGUUUUUGCUUGGAGCAACACCUUUCUUGACAUCUCUUCCCAAAGGGAACCAAGUCACAAUGAAUUCCCUCUUUGUACGCGAUAUUUCAAGAGGAUUAAGCCCUGUUCUUUUUUUGUGCAGACAUUUUACUGUGGGAGGACAGGUGUUUUCAAAGACUACACCACCAUGGCAGAUGAACAGUCACACCUUCUCAACAUCCAUAGGAAAUCAAGUUGAAUUUGGACUUCCAAAGCUUACACCUCAUCAUGUGACUACUGUUCUGUCCAUGUUAGAGUCAUCGUCUGAAGUCCGGCAACAAUCAGUGAAAUAUUUUGAGACGAAUAUGCUUGCUUCAAAUAGCCCAACCGAGGAUCGACGUGCACAGGCCAGAUGUUUGCGUACAUCAGGGCAUCUUUUCGGUGUGUUUGAUGGUCAUGGAGGCUGUGCCUGCUCUCAAGCAGUUAGUGAACGCUUAUUCAACUACAUCGCAGUAGCACUUUUAAAUCAAAACGAGCUUGCUCGCUACCAUGAAAGGAUACGUGAUGGAAAGGAACUAGACCUCUUGUCUUUGUAUAGUACCUCUAACGAUUAUCAGAAUGAAAGCCUGAGUGGUCUCUAUCGGGGAAGCUUACAUAAGUUUGUGACUGAAUCAUUGUCCCUGUCCAACUUGGAUGACGAAUUUUCUAUGGACCGCACCCUUGAGGAAGCGUUUGUUCGUCUUGAUGAGGAUAUCUCAUCAGAAGCACUGCCUGGUGGAACUGGUUCUCCAUUAAGUAUAGAAUCGCUAGAGGUGGCAUUCUCUGGUAGCGUUGCUUGCGUUGCACAUGUGGAUGGCCCCCAUCUACACAUGGCUAAUGUAGGUGAUAGCAAAGCAGUCCUCGGGUCUUUAAAUGAAGAUACUGGGAGUUGGUCAGCUAAGGAAUUGACCUAUGAACACAAUACAAACAAUGUAGAAGAAGUGAAACGAAUACGAGAUGGACAUCCUAGGAAUGAAACAAGUUUUGUUCUAAAAAAUGAACGUCUGCUGGGUCAGCUCGCCCCACUCCGAGCGUUUGGUGACGUGCGCUAUAAAUGGAAGCUGAGUGACUUAAAACGUGUAAUCAAAGCUAUCGAUACACCCUUUGCACGCGAGUUAGUCCCACCUAAUUACUACACACCACCAUAUUUGAUCGCCAAGCCAGAAGUAACGUAUCAUCGUUUAACUCCCCGUGAUAAGUUCAUGGUCCUCGGCAGUGAUGGGUUGUGGGAUAUGCUCACUCCAGAAAAAGUUGUAAAAUUAGUUGGUGAACAUAUGGCUGGUAAACAAACCAUUGAUUCAUUCAAACUGCCGCGGAAGGCUCUCUCACUCGGUCAGAUCAAUCACCAUCUCAUCAAACGUAAAGAAGGUCUAGCAAAGAAACCAGUCGAUGCCAAUGUGGCAACUCAUCUGAUCAGGAAUGCAUUAGGAGGGACAGUCGAUGGCAUUGAGCAUGGUAAACUAUCAGCAAUGUUAACUUUUCCAGAAGAUAUAGUGCGGUACUAUCGAGAUGACAUAACUGUUACUGUUGUAUUCUUUGAUAGCAGUUACCUUAGGACUUGCCCUGCAUAAUCUCUUGUAAGCUUGUAAGCCUUGUUAUCUUAGGACUUACUCUUCGUAAUAUCUUGAGAAGUUUGAAAUUGGCAAGCCUCUUUAGGACUUGCCCUGCGUAAUCUCGGGAGACCAGAUUGAAAGCUUGUCUUAGGAUUUCAAGAAACCAGAUUGAAAACUUGCAAGCCUGUUACCUUAGGACCCGAUUGAAAGUUGCUGGGUUUAGCCAACUGUGUAAAAGCUUGUUUAUCACCAAAUGUACAUUGCAUUUACAAUGUAUCUUGUCAUAUUUUCUGGGUAGUGAGAUUGAAUAGAAUGGUUUUAAUCAGAAUUUAAUUGAUCUUGUUCCAAUCGUUUUUUCCUAACUGCAACAGUACUCAUUGUGCUAGAUAUAAUAUUUCAUCUGUGUAAGAUUUUGUACAUUUCAUUACCUCUCUUGAUAGGCCUACAUGAACAUGUGCACACAUAUUUGUGUGAAUGUUGAAGCAUGUAAACGACCCUAGUUUGCAAGACUGAUAUGAUAGUCCUCUACGUAAAAAAAGUUGGGCAAGUUAACCAAGUUAAUUGCACCUUUCAAUUCACUUCAGCUCAUACUCAUAAUUGACCUGACCAUAUCAUUAUCAUAACACUUGCAAGAUGCCUACCCAUUUACAUAAUGGAGGCAUUGCUCAUGAUUUUUGUGAUAUUAGAAAUAGAAUCAAUCAACAUUUUACUGUGAUCUCAUAGUUAUAAAACAGUAUAAGCGUCCCAAAGUCUCCGUAUCAGCUGUUAAGAGGUUUGCGUCAAGAAACUGGCUAAGAAUCUUUUACAUUGUGUCAUGCACAUGUGGCAACCCAUCACAUCUGUCGUGCUUUGAUUAGGUUAUGUUGAUAUCAACAGCCAUCUGACACUCUCUUCCUCAUGAACUUUAACACAUUUUGAUUUGAUAGUAUGAUAUUAAGUUAUCAAGAUGCAAAACUUGUCUAGAGCAUCUGUCGAGCUGUUCACAGUUCUUGGGUGUAUGAAUAGGGAUUUCUAGCAGUUGGUUGGCUUUUACCCGUUUUAUCUUGUAUGUAUUAGGUGUAGAUGUCAACCAGCAUUGGCUUGUUUCAGACCACAGACCAUUUUUUGGAUUGGACAUUUGUAAAGGAAAUUUGUUAGUAAAUUUAAUGAAGUUCUGCUGCUAUUUGAGAAAAUAUUGUGUUCAGAUCCCUCUUGUGCUAUUUUCGUUGAGGGAUUGCUGGUUUAUCAUUUGACCGAGUGUGGAGGAAAACUCCAUGGCUUAGAAAACUUGUGUAAGCAUUUUGACAUAGCCUAGAUCAUGAUUAAAAAUUAUGAUAAUAAAGUAAUAGUAUUAAAUUCA
Lineus longissimus is the source of this 3055-nucleotide messenger RNA. Its product is annotated as pyruvate dehydrogenase [acetyl-transferring]-phosphatase 1, mitochondrial-like. The record is from RefSeq and is a predicted model, not a curated record. Gene Ontology annotation, cellular component: mitochondrion. Gene Ontology annotation, molecular function: cation binding; [pyruvate dehydrogenase (acetyl-transferring)]-phosphatase activity. Lineage: Eukaryota; Metazoa; Nemertea; Pilidiophora; Heteronemertea; Lineidae. Gene Ontology annotation, biological process: protein dephosphorylation. The transcript is spliced from 2 exons. The coding region runs from base 226 to 1734 and encodes 502 amino acids.